Molecule: messenger RNA, 2227 nt
Organism: Drosophila willistoni
Lineage: Eukaryota; Metazoa; Arthropoda; Insecta; Diptera; Drosophilidae
Gene: polo
Product: serine/threonine-protein kinase polo
Exons: 5
Coding region: 286-2013 (575 amino acids)
Biological process (GO): regulation of cytokinesis; protein phosphorylation; mitotic cell cycle
Cellular component (GO): cytoplasm; centrosome; nucleus
Molecular function (GO): protein serine/threonine kinase activity; protein binding; ATP binding
Source: RefSeq, a predicted model, not a curated record
GAACGGUUUCGGCGCGUUGUCUGCUUUGUGCCUAUUUUUCGUAGUAAUUUUUUCUCCUGCUGGUCGUUGCAGCCUUUUUUUGUAGAUCUAAGAAUUUGAUAUAAAUUCCGUUAAGUUAUUGUUAAAUUGUGUUUGAGUUUUCAUAUAAUUUGUAUUAGCACGUGUGGUAGCACCGUAUAAGAGGAGUGAAAGCAACGGAAAAGAAAUAAUUUUUGUGCUGGUAAUUUUGAUUUGGUGGAACAGAAAAAUAAGCGCAAAGGGCAAUACGAGCAAAAAGCAAAAAAGAUGGCCGCAAAAUCUGAUGAUAGGACGACGGAUAUACCGGAUCGUCUAUAUGAUUCCACUCAACGUAAAACUUAUAGUCGAAUGCGCUUCUUUGGCAAGGGUGGCUUUGCCAAAUGCUACGAGAUCAUUGAUAUCGAGACCAAUGAUGUUUUCGCCGGUAAAAUUGUAUCCAAGAAGCUAAUGAUCAAGCACAAUCAGAAGGAGAAGACUGCCCAGGAGAUAACUAUACAUCGUAGCCUCAAUCAUCCAAAUAUUGUUAAAUUUCAUAGCUACUUUGAGGAUCCCCAAAAUAUUUAUAUAGUGCUGGAGCUAUGCAAGAAGCGGUCUAUGAUGGAGCUGCACAAGCGACGCAAGAGCAUUACGGAAUUCGAAUGCCGUUAUUAUAUAUAUCAAAUUAUUCAAGGUGUCAAGUAUUUGCAUGACAAUCGCAUUAUCCAUCGUGAUCUGAAGCUCGGUAAUCUCUUUCUGGAUGACAUGUUGCAUGUGAAAAUUGGUGACUUUGGCCUGGCCACACGCAUUGAAUACGAGGGCGAACGAAAGAAAACAUUGUGCGGCACUCCGAAUUAUAUAGCACCCGAAAUUCUGACCAAGAAGGGGCAUUCAUUUGAGGUGGAUAUUUGGUCAAUUGGUUGUGUUAUGUAUACACUGCUUGUGGGUCAACCGCCAUUUGAAACGAAAACCCUUAAGGAUACCUAUUCAAAGAUCAAGAAUUGUGAAUAUCGUGUACCCAACUAUUUAAGGAAACCAGCAGCUAAUAUGGUCAUUUCCAUGCUGCAACCGAAUCCUGAGAGUCGUCCCGUAAUCGGUGAUUUGUUAAACUUUGAAUUCCUUAAGGCUACGCCAGUGCCUACAUUCUUGCCCAGCUCUUGUUUGACCAUGGCACCACGUCUGGGCGCUAACGAUACCAUCGAAGAUCCCAAUCAUCGCAAGCCAUUGGUCGAAAUGAAUGGGCCAAGGGAUGAUACACGAUUGGAGUCGACGUUCUUGAAAAAUAAUCUACAUGACGCCAUCACAGCAUCGGCUCAAGUGUGUCGCCACAGUGAGGAUUAUCGCAGCGAUAUUGAGAGUUUGCAUCAGCAGUUAACCACUUUGAUUAAUAACAAGCCCCGCCUUUUGCAAGGCAAUCUCGGGGAUGAGAACACCGAUCCGGCCGCUCAGCCUCUCUUCUGGAUCUCCAAAUGGGUCGAUUAUAGCGACAAAUAUGGUUUUGGUUAUCAGCUUUGUGAUGAAGGCAUUGGCGUUAUGUUUAAUGACACCACCAAGCUUAUAUUAUUGCCAAAUGAGAUCAAUGUUCAUUUCAUUGAUAGAGAUGGCAAGGAAACUUAUAUGACCACCACGGAUUAUUGCAAGUCGCUCGAUAAGAAAAUGAAGUUAAUGUCCUAUUUCAAGCGCUACAUGACCGAGCAUCUGGUUAAGGCCGGUGCCAAUAAUGUGAAUAUUGAGAGUGAUCAGAUCUCGCGUAUGCCGCAUUUGCAUUCAUGGUUCCGUACCACAUGUGCUGUGGUCAUGCAUCUCACCAAUGGCUCGGUGCAGCUUAAUUUCUCCGAUCACAUGAAGAUCAUAUUAUGUCCACGCAUGAGUGCCAUCACUUAUAUGGAUCAUGAGAAAAAUUUCCGGACAUAUCGUUUCGCUACCAUUGCAGCGAAUGGCGUCUCCAAGGAUCUAUAUCAGAAGAUGCGUUACGCUCAGGAGAAACUUAGAAAAAUGCUGGAAAAGAUGUUCAUCUGAAAAGGAUAUAUAAGACCCGCUCAUCAAUCAUUUUAUCCCAUUAUCCUCUUUUGUCUAUCAACAUUUUCUGAAUCAUUAAUUCGUUUUUUUUUUUUGUUUGUUUGGCAUGUUUUUGUCUUAAAAAAAGAUGCGAAAAUGCUUAACCGCCGAAACAUCCUUUAUAAAUACACUCACACACACACACAUACACACACACACACACACACACACACAC